AUGGCUUUCAAAAGCUCAUCAAUCUCCCUUCAAGUCAAAAGGCGAAAUAACUCAGCCUCUCAACAAUACACUACCUCAAUUUCAACCCCCAAUCUCUUCUUUCGCGGUUUCUGCUUCCACCCUACCCUCCAGAAAUACGUUUUCAUAGCCUAUGACGCUCCAGACUGGGGGAUAUCUCAAAGCAGCAAUCUCUCAAUAAAUGACGUCUCCUUCCUAGUCGCAUGCGUCAAGGCAAUCCUCACGCACUUCAAAAUAACCAUUUUCCACCUAAUAGGCCUUUCAAUGGGGAAUCUGGCACCAGAAGAUUGUAUCCUAAGUCGGCAGGUCUUCCAAUUUCCCUCUGAUGACCACACUGCUUUUCUAAAUGAGUCCGGCGAUCAUAUGUGGAGUUCUUCGGGAGCUCAUUGUGUGCUAGCACGUUGCCGCGCGGGUCAGAGCGAGUGCCAUACGGCCGAUUUUUAA
Penicillium longicatenatum is the source of this 462-nucleotide messenger RNA. RefSeq names its product alpha/beta-hydrolase. The record is from RefSeq and is a predicted model, not a curated record. NCBI's taxonomy places the organism in Eukaryota, Fungi, Ascomycota, Eurotiomycetes, Eurotiales, Aspergillaceae. The transcript has 2 exons. The coding region runs from base 1 to 462 and encodes 153 amino acids.